Gasterosteus aculeatus aculeatus (three-spined stickleback) is the source of this 2268-nucleotide messenger RNA. The record is from RefSeq and is a predicted model, not a curated record. Lineage: Eukaryota; Metazoa; Chordata; Actinopteri; Perciformes; Gasterosteidae.
AUGUCCGAUUCGGACAGCGAUUUAUUCCGGAGACGCGAGUCUCAACAACCAGAGCCGGCCAGCAGCCCACCGAGCGGCCGGCGCAGGAGCACUCGUCUCACAAGGCGCAGCGGCUCCACUACGAACGAGCGAGAAGAAAUUCUCACUCAACUACAGAACCGCGGCGUGACUGCCGCACCGGGGCUCCCUCUCUCACAGCUGCGGGACUUGGUGAAACACACAGCGGGAGGGGAGCGCAGCGAUCCCUCCCCGCCUCCCGCGCCAGGACGGAAGCGGACCCGGAAGUCGGGACCAAUACAGCCGCCGCAGGCGAGGCGGAGGAAAACUGCUACCCGGUCCAAUUCUCCACCAGCGACGGCAGGCACGUCGGGCCCAGACGCCGUGGUAAUCGCAACGCUACAAACAUUGGUCAACACGAUGGGCACCAUAGAGGCGCGCCUGCAGCACCUAGGGGACAGGCAGCCCACUCCAUCCACCUCAUUCGGCGCAGGCAUCCAGGAUUCCAGAGGGCCCAUGGCCGGCAUGGUGGUUCAACCCUCUACAUCGGCACAAGGGGAAGCGGCGCAGCAUUCUUUGGCAUCAGCGCCUGUGCAAGGAGGCGCAUCCAAGGUCUGUAUGCUCUCGGCGCGCGGGCAGGAUCCCGCGGGGGGGGCCACGUGGUUCAAAAACAUUUUGAGAAUACACCCCUCAACACCUAUCGACAUUGCGGCACUAGCAACAGAGCUAUCUUCGCACCCCGACCGGGGGUUCGUGAAUCACUUGCUCACAGGCUUAUCACAGGGGUUUCACGUAGGAGUCGUCGCGGAGCCCACCAGAACAUACAUUGCUAAGAAUCUGCAAUCCGCAAGGGAAGAGCCAGGGACUGUCGCCAACCUAAUCAAAGAAGAGGUAAGGAGGAAGUACAUCGUGGGCCCCUUCAAGGCAGCACCAUAUUCGGUAUUUCGCACCAAUUCAGUAGGCAUUGCCACGGGCAAAUACUCUGGGAAGAAAAUUCUUGAUCUGUCUGCCCCACAUGCGAGAGCCGUUCCGAGCAUCAACAGCCUUAUCCCCCCAGAGCUAUUUUCCCUCCACUACAUUUCAGUCGACAAUGCCAUGAGCUUGAUUAAAAGGGCCGGCCAAGGCGCAUGGCUUUCUAAAGUGGACGUAAAAGACGCAUUCAAAAUAGUACCCAUACACCCGGCUCAAUGGCAUCUCUUCGGGAUCCGGUGGAAGGCGAAGUUCUACUUCGCCGUGCGGCUGACUUUUGGGUGCAGGAGCAGCCCGUGCAUCUUUAACAAAGUGUCCGAAGCACUCUGUUGGAUCCUGCUGAAUAGGGCCAAAAUCCCGUCAGUACUCCACCUGCUGGACAACUUCCUGGUGAUAGAUUCCCCGCGGGACGGGUCAGGUUGCUCGCUACGGCGAGUGGAACAGUGCUUUCGUUCACUGGGCGUCCCAUUAUCAGAGGGGAAAACAAUGGGGCCAGCGACACGGCUAGAAUUCUUAGGCAUCACACUGGACACAACCGACAUGAAGGCAUCUCUUCCCAUGGCAAAGUUGCAGCGCAUCCGUGAGUUCACCAAGCUAUGCCGUGACACGGGAACCUUUAGCAAGCAGCAGCUACUCUCCCUUCUAGGCCAUCUCAACUUUGCCAUGAGAGUAAUUCCGCAAGGACGCUCAUUUAUUUCUCGGCUGCUGGACUUAGCGUCCUCGGUGCCCUGGUUGCACGAGCCCGGUAACACUAGAUCACACUAGAUCUGGUCUCGCCUGCUCGAUCACUGGAACGGCGUAACAUUCUUUUACAAUGAGAUCGUGGAGUCUGCAGAUUCACUGCAAUUAUUCACAGAUGCGGCGCAUUCUGUGGGUUUUGGGGGGUUCUAUCAAGGCCAGUGGUUCGCCAGCCACUGGCCAACCGCUUUUUGCAGGUUUGAAACAUUGAUAGCGCUGUACGAGAUCUACCCAGUGUCGGUGGCCUGUUUCAUCUGGGGACGACACUGGACCCGCAAGCGCAUCUCCAUCAUGUGUGACAACCAGGCAGUGGUGGACAUUGUCAACAAAGGCCGCUCCUCGGCCCGAGACAUCAUGCCAUUCAUGCGAGGCAUCACGUGGUCCGCCGUCACCAACAACUUCAUCAUCACUGCCCGGCAUGUGCCCGGACGGCAUAACAAACUGGCUGACUCACUUUCCCGUUUUGAUUUUCAGACUUUCCAGAGGCUCUGCCCCGAGGCCCACGAAGCACCUGUUACAGUCCCUCCGUGUCGCACCCUGAUGCUCUCAUAGGACAAGGUCAGA